Messenger RNA from Dentiscutata erythropus, 875 nucleotides. The record is from the annotation of a GenBank genome assembly. NCBI's taxonomy places the organism in Eukaryota, Fungi, Glomeromycota, Glomeromycetes, Diversisporales, Gigasporaceae.
AUUUUGAGCAAAUCGUGAGGCCUUCAUUAGUAGAUAAGGAACAACUCGAGUUGCACAAUAUGCUGUUGUUAGGAAUACUUAAUAAUUGUUUGUGCAACGACCCUCCACCACCACAAAAUCAUCCGGUCAUUCAACAAAAGAAACGUAGUCGUGAAGAUGAAUUGCAUGGUCAUAGUGACGGGAUACCUGAUCCUAAGAAACGACGAAUUAAAGAGCUUGUAAUGUCGUUACCCCGAGAAGAACGAGAGAGAAUUAAAAGUUUAAGAAAGGAUUUAAAUGGAGUUAUAACGAUGCCAGAUCCUAUGACUACAGUCUUACCAGUGCCAAAGUCAGAGCAGUUACCAUUAUUUGAUUAUAAUGACCAACAAAAUGUUGUUAAACCACAACUCAAUCCAGAACGUGUUCAAACCUGUCGAGAAAUGAAAGCACUACCCGAUUCUAAUACUUUAUAUGGCAGAAUUUUAGAGAUAGCACGAGCGAAUGGCUUGCAAAAUAUUUCAGAAGAUUGUGCAAGCCUACUCAAUUAUGGAUUGGAGUCACAUCUUAAAAAUAUUAUUGGCAAUGUUAUGCAAAAGACCCGAGCUGGUAAUUCAUUUGGCAUUAACUCAUCUGGAAUGAGAAAUGCCGACUGUAGGUAUCGGGCUGCCACAACAAGCCAAGAAAAGAGAACAAUAACUUCCCGCGAUUUAUCAUUCUCUUUUGAGAUGUCUCCUCAUAUUCUUGUAGAGCCAUCUUUUGCACGUGAAAAAUUGACAUCCGUGGCCUCAGACUGGACCAAAUUGGUCUGGAAUCGAUUUUUUCCCGAUAAUCAUUUCCCUGACUAUCCUUUUCCGAUAGUAACAUUUCCCGACACUGUUUUUCAGACUAGUGUUUAG